AUGGAUUCCAAAAACGUUUUCCUCAUCCUUGGUCUAUUGGCCAUGGUUCUUAGUUUUACAUCAGAGGUGUCAGCUAGAAAAUUAACUGAGACUUCCAUAAAUGCCAAAGAGAAUGUUGUUGAAAAGUCAAAUGAAAUUAGUGUCCAUAAUCAUGGUCAUGGUGAAGGCUUUGGUCAUGAAAGCCAUGGUCAUGGAGUCCACAGUCACGGUGGUGCAGCCUCCGGUUAUGAUGGUGGAGGUUACAGUCACGGUUAUAAUGGCUUCGGUAACAUUGGUGGACUUUUCGGUCAUGUUCAUGGUGGUGGCGGUGGACAUGGUCAUGGUCAUGGUCAUGGUCAUGGUGGUGUUGGUGUUGCCAACCAUGGUAAAUGA
Vicia faba (fava bean) is the source of this 372-nucleotide messenger RNA. The record is from the annotation of a GenBank genome assembly. NCBI's taxonomy places the organism in Eukaryota, Viridiplantae, Streptophyta, Magnoliopsida, Fabales, Fabaceae.